This is a messenger RNA of Triticum dicoccoides, 2793 nucleotides long. RefSeq names its product probable LRR receptor-like protein kinase At1g51890. Lineage: Eukaryota; Viridiplantae; Streptophyta; Magnoliopsida; Poales; Poaceae. Gene Ontology annotation, molecular function: protein binding; protein kinase activity; ATP binding. Gene Ontology annotation, biological process: protein phosphorylation. The coding region runs from base 1 to 2793 and encodes 930 amino acids. The record is from RefSeq and is a predicted model, not a curated record. The transcript is spliced from 11 exons.
AUGGCGCCCCGCUGGUGGCUGCUGAUUCUCUUCCUCGGCGGCAGCGUACUCCAAGCUAGCUCCCAGCCUAAUAGCAGAGGUUUCAUCAGCAUAGACUGCGGGCUAAUGGGAGAGGAGAGCUAUGUCGACGACGAGACGAACCUGUUAUACGUCUCGGACGCCGGCCUCACCGACACCGGCACGCCUUACGACAUCUCGGCGGAGUACUACCGGCCGUGGCGCUCCAGGAACGUCCGCAGCCUGCGGAGUUUCCCCGAUGGUGCGCGCAACUGCUACACGCUACGAUCCCUAGUGUCCGGCCUUAAGUACCUCUUCCGCGCCACGUUUCUCUAUGGCAACUACGAUGGCCUUAACAAGCCACCAGCGUCGUUCGACCUCUACAUCGGCGUCAACUUCUGGACGGUGGUGAACAUGUCGUGGUGGGGGUCGGACUCGGACCAGGAUAACACGGCGGAGGUGGAGGCCAUCGUAGUUGUGCCACACGACUUGGUGCAGGUGUGCCUGGUGAACACCGGCGGCGGGACGCCCUUCAUCUCUGGGCUGGAGCUGAGGCCGCUGAAGAUGUCGCUCUACCCACAGGCAACGGCGGAGCUGGGCCUGUUCUUGCUGACCAGGCAAAACUUUGGCGCGAUAAACGAAACAAUCAUCAGGUUCCCCGAUGAUCCAUACGACCGGAUAUGGGACACUUGGUCCCGCCCCACAGUCUGGAAGGAGAUGUCCACGACCGAGAGGGUGGACAGCCUCGAUGGCGACUACUUCGAGGCGCCCAUGGCGGUGCUGCAGACAGCGAUCAUGCCGCUGAACGACUCUGGGAGCAUCAGGUUCGGCUGGAAAGCGGAGCCCCAGCCCAACAAUCCGUCGCCAGGGUACCUCGCCGUCUUGCACUUCGUCGAGCUGCAGGUCCUCGCCGGGAACGCCUUGCGCCAUUUCAACAUCAGUCUCAACAACGACCAAAACUGGUUCCCGGGCUACACGCCACCAGGCUAUCUAAAAAGAGGGUAUGUCCACAGUAGCUUUACCUACCGGCCGCGCGAGAGCAGCUACCUCUUCACCAUCAAGGCCACAGCCAAUUCCACGCUGCCGCCCAUCAUCAACGCCUACGAGGUGUUUUCUGUCAUCACCACCACCAACGUUGGUACAGAAUCCCAGGAUGCAUCGGCUGCCAUGGCAAUCAAGGCCAGGUACAAGGUGCAGAAGAACUGGAUGGGUGAUCCGUGCUUUCCCAAGACUAUGACGUGGGAUAGUCUGAACUGCAGCUAUGCCACUGCCAGCCCUCCAAGGAUCACAAGCAUAAAUCUGUCCUCCAGCAGCCUGAAUGGUGAUAUAUCGUCUUCUUUUGCAAAUCUCAAGGCCCUCCAAUACUUGAAUUUGUCAAACAAUAACUUGACGGGCGCUAUUCCAGAUGCCCUUUCACAAUUACAAUCGUUGACAGAUAUAGAUUUGUCUGGCAACCAGCUCAAUGGAUCGAUUCCCUCUGGACUUCUCAAAAGAAUUCAAGAUGGCUCCCUGAAUCUAAGACAUGGCAACAAUCCAAACCUUUGUAUUGGUGACAAUUCAUGUCAGCUUGCUGCCAAAACGAAGAGCAAACUGGCAAUCUACGUUAUUCUCCCCUUACUUGUCAUUCUGGUGAUAGUAUCUGUGGUCGUCCUAGUUUUUUUCUUUCAAAGACGACGAAAGACCAUGAUAAAGCCACAGAACGAGGAGGAAAUGUCAACGAGCCAUGGUGGUGCUAGUGAUUCGCUGCGGCUAGUCGAGAACCGCCGGUUCACAUACAGGGAACUCGAGAUGAUAACCAAUGGCUUCGAGCGGGUGCUUGGCCAAGGAGGGUUUGGCCGCGUCUAUGAUGGCUUCCUGGAGGACGGUACUCAAGUGGUGGUGAAGUUGCGGUCCCAUUCCUCCAAACAAGGUGUCAAGGAGUUCCUCACAGAGGCUCAAAUUCUAACCCGGAUUCAUCACAAGAAUCUUGUGACUAUGAUUGGUUACUGCAAGGAUGGGGAGUAUAUGGCUCUUGUGUAUGAGUACAUGUCACAAGGAACCCUGCAAGAGCACAUUGCUGGAAGCGAGCGAAGUUUACGUUGGAGGCAGAGGCUUCGGAUUGCACUUGAAUCUGCACAAGGGUUAGAGUAUCUGCACAAGGGGUGCAACCCGCCUCUUAUACAUAGGGAUGUCAAGGCCACCAACAUCUUAUUGAAUGCUCGACUAGAGGCCAAGAUCGCAGAUUUUGGCCUGUCCAAGGCGUUUGAUCACCACAAUGGAAACUACAUUUCAACAAAUACAAUUGUUGGUACACCCGGAUAUGUUGAUCCAGAAUACCAGGCGACGGUGCAACCCACAACCAAGAGCGAUGUGUACAGCUUUGGUGUGGUAUUGCUAGAGCUGGUCACCGGGAAGCCGGCCAUCCUCUCGGAGCCAGAACCCAUGAACAUUAUUCAUUGGGUGCGACAGCGGCUAGCGAGAGGCAACAUGGAGGGUGUGGUGGACACACGAAUGCAUGGCGGUUACAAUAUCAAUGUCGUUUGGAAGGUGGCGGAGAUCGCACUCAAAUGCACCGCACAGGAAUCAGUGCAGCGGCCCACCAUUGCUGAUGUUGUGGUGCAACUACAGGAGUGCUUGGAGCUUGAGGAGGGUCGCACCCGUGACUUCAGCACUGGCGGUGGCAACAAUGAUUACUCGAGCUGGAAUUAUAAUGCUUAUGGCAGUGGGCAAUCCACUGAUGUGAGCAAGAAUGCUGCAUUUGGGACGGAAUUGAGGAUGCCAACAGUGGGCCUCGGUCUAGCUCCUGCUGCACGUUGA